AUGCUGGGAUGCGCCAUCUUUUUAAUGUUCUGUGUGUUGACAACAAGAGCGGCUCUCUUCCAGUCUCAUUAUUUGGCGGACACUGACUUAGAUGAUACAGUGUUUUACGACACUCUCCUGUCAGCACACCAUUCGGACUCUCUCGCUCUAUGUUUCGCUAUGUGUGGUCAGAACUGUAACUGUCUGGGCUACAACUCCCAGAAAAAGAGAUGUCAUCUUUAUAAAUCAUGUGAUUCUGUGACUAUAGCUGACUACGAAACUGGUUGGAGGUAUUAUAAUUCAAAAUUAGAAGGUAAGGAAUAUAAACAAAUGAAGGCAGAUGAAAGAAACCAAAAAAAAGAUUUUGAGUGCGAAAGGUUAGGGGCCUACUUGGUUUCCAUAGAAACAGAAGAAGAGAACACGUGGUUAACAGAAACCUUCCUGCCAGCCUGGGAUUCCGGUGCCAACGAUAUUGACCAAGAGGGGAGAUUUGUCUGGACAGGAAACAACCGUGGCGUCACUUCCUACUCCAACUGGCACCCAGAUGAACCGGAUAAUGCUUGGGUAGGGGACUGUGUACAUAUUUGUCGUGGUGGGAUCUGGGGAGAUUAUAAUUGUGAUGAGGCGACGUUUUCAUACAUUUGUGAAAAAGAUUAA
This is a messenger RNA of Saccostrea cuccullata (small rock oyster), 636 nucleotides long. Its product is annotated as CD209 antigen-like protein D. Gene Ontology annotation, molecular function: signaling receptor activity. The coding region runs from base 1 to 636 and encodes 211 amino acids. The record is from RefSeq and is a predicted model, not a curated record. NCBI's taxonomy places the organism in Eukaryota, Metazoa, Mollusca, Bivalvia, Ostreida, Ostreidae. The transcript is spliced from 3 exons.